Vombatus ursinus (common wombat) is the source of this 4807-nucleotide messenger RNA. It is a transcript of the gene PCDH9, whose product is annotated as protocadherin 9. The record is from RefSeq and is a predicted model, not a curated record. Gene Ontology annotation, cellular component: plasma membrane. Lineage: Eukaryota; Metazoa; Chordata; Mammalia; Diprotodontia; Vombatidae. Gene Ontology annotation, biological process: homophilic cell-cell adhesion. Bases 643 to 4356 code for a protein of 1237 amino acids. Gene Ontology annotation, molecular function: calcium ion binding. The transcript has 5 exons.
AAAGAGAGAGAAAAGACGCAAGAAGAGAGGUAAAGCUUUAGCAUCCUUUUAGUACAAAAACCUUUAAUGCAAUAGGAUUUUCCUUUUGGGCAACUGCCACCCCAAAGAGGAAAGAGAGAAUCACCGUCGUUCCAACUCUGACGUUUUCAACUAGAAGUUACAGACUUAAGCCAGUGUUAAUACACGGAUGGUAAUGGUAUGCAGUCCACCGUAGAAAAUAUCCUUGGGCUGAAGAAGUGCAACUGGAUGUUGUGUGUGUGUUCAAUACAAGAAGCUCCUAUAUCCUGUGGGUAACAGAGGCAAAAUGUGGAGAGAAUGACUGACGAUAAAUCUGUGAAUUUGUUCUCCGGAGUUGCUAAUUUGCCAGCCCGAAGCAACACAUUUCUCAAGAAGGAAACGUUUUGCUGCUUGUGAAUUCUCCCCAAACUGGUGCUACCAGAUGCAUUGUGUCGGAACAAAUCAUUGCGAACUGCAGCAUGUCGAGAAAGGUAGAGAGAGAUAACUAACUUGCCGUUUCCAAAUAAGAAAUGAGAUGUAAUGCAUCCGACAGUCCAUGUACGCCUUCUCUUGCAAAUUGUGUACCAUUCCUCAGUGGGAGCCUUUAAAUCCUAAAAUCCAGGAAAAGAAAAUAAAUACAUUAUCAUGGACCUGAGGGAUUUUUACCUGUUGGCCGCUCUGAUUGCCUGUUUAAGGCUGGAUUCUGCUAUAGCCCAAGAACUUAUUUACACUAUAAGAGAGGAGCUGCCUGAAAAUGUACCCAUAGGAAAUAUACCAAAGGACUUGAACAUUUCUCACAUCAAUGCUGCCACAGGGACCAGUGCCAGCCUCGUCUACAGACUGGUUUCUAAAGCUGGGGAUGCCCCUUUGGUCAAAGUGUCCAGUAGCACUGGGGAAAUCUUUACCACCUCUAAUAGAAUAGACAGAGAAAAACUCUGUGCUGGAGCCUCAUAUGCUGAAGAGAAUGAAUGUUUCUUUGAACUUGAAGUGGUGAUUCUCCCCAAUGAUUUCUUUAGACUGAUCAAAAUAAAAAUAAUUGUAAAGGAUACCAAUGACAAUGCACCGAUGUUCCCAUCUCCUGUCAUCAAUAUCUCCAUUCCAGAAAACACUUUGAUCAACAGCCGAUUUCCAAUCCCAUCAGCCACAGAUCCUGACACAGGUGUCAAUGGUGUGCAGCACUAUGAGUUGUUAAAUGGGCAGAGUGUAUUUGGGUUGGAUAUUGUGGAAACUCCAGAGGGAGAGAAGUGGCCCCAAUUGAUUGUACAGCAAAACUUGGAUAGAGAGCAGAAAGAUACCUAUGUGAUGAAAAUCAAAGUGGAAGAUGGAGGUACCCCUCAGAAAUCCAGCACAGCCAUACUGCAAGUCACAGUAAGUGAUGUUAAUGACAACAGGCCAGUGUUUAAAGAGGGUCAGGUGGAGGUUCAUAUUCCAGAAAAUGCCCCCGUAGGUACUUCUGUCAUUCAGCUUCAUGCAACCGAUGCAGAUAUAGGAAGCAAUGCAGAAAUCCGAUAUAUUUUUGGUGCCCAAGUUGCUCCUGCAACCAAAAGACUCUUUGCUUUAAAUAAUACUACAGGGCUGAUUACAGUUCAGAGGUCCUUAGACCGAGAGGAGACAGCCAUUCACAAAGUGACAGUGCUGGCUAGUGAUGGUAGCUCCACUCCUGCCCGGGCCACAGUUACUAUUAAUGUCACUGAUGUAAAUGAUAACCCUCCUAACAUAGACCUCAGGUACAUCAUAAGUCCCAUCAAUGGUACGGUGUACUUAUCCGAGAAAGAUCCUGUCAAUACAAAGAUUGCCCUAAUUACAGUUUCAGAUAAGGACACUGACGUGAAUGGCAAAGUGAUCUGUUUCAUUGAAAGAGAGGUCCCAUUUCACUUGAAGGCAGUUUACGACAACCAGUAUUUGUUAGAGACCUCUUCCUUGUUGGACUAUGAGGGCACCAAAGAAUUCAGCUUUAAAAUUGUUGCCUCUGAUUCUGGGAAGCCCAGUUUGAACCAGACUGCCCUGGUAAGAGUUAAGCUGGAGGAUGAAAAUGACAACCCUCCAAUUUUCAGCCAGCCUGUAAUUGAGCUGUCAGUUUCUGAAAACAACCGACGGGGGCUAUACUUAACAACUAUUAGUGCCACAGACGAAGACAGUGGGAAAAAUGCAGACAUUGUUUAUCAGCUUGGACCGAAUGCUUCCUUCUUUGAUCUGGACCGAAAGACAGGGGUCUUGACGGCCUCCAGAGUUUUUGACCGGGAAGAGCAAGAAAGGUUCAUUUUUACUGUAACUGCUAGGGACAAUGGGACCCCUCCCCUGCAGAGUCAAGCUGCUGUGAUAGUUACUGUGCUGGACGAGAAUGAUAAUAGUCCUAAGUUUACUCAUAAUCACUUUCAGUUCUUUGUGUCUGAGAACUUACCAAAGUAUAGUACGGUUGGGGUGAUCACUGUGACAGAUGCAGAUGCUGGAGAGAAUAAAGCUGUGACCCUUUCUAUCCUGAACGACAAUGAGAAUUUUGUCUUGGAUCCUUACUCUGGGGUUAUAAAGUCAAAUGUCUCCUUUGACCGAGAACAGCAGAGCUCCUAUACCUUUGAUGUCAAGGCCAUUGAUGGAGGGCAGCCACCCCGUUCCUCUACUGCCAAGGUUACCAUCAAUGUCAUGGAUGUCAAUGACAAUAGCCCUGUUGUCAUCUACCCACCUUCUAAUACUUCUUUCAAGUUGGUGCCACUUUCAGCCAUCCCGGGCUCAGUGGUAGCAGAAGUGUUUGCUGUGGAUAUUGACACUGGAAUGAAUGCUGAACUUAAAUAUACAAUAGUCAGUGGGAACAACAAAGGCUUAUUCCGUAUUGAUCCAGUGACAGGCAACAUUACUUUGGAAGAAAAACCAGCUCCUACUGAUGUGGGGCUGCACCGUUUAGUGGUCAACAUAAGUGACCUGGGGUAUCCUAAGUCUUUGCAUACCCUGGUGCUUGUUUUUUUGUAUGUCAAUGACACUGCAGGAAAUGCUUCUCAUAUCUAUGACUUGAUUCGGAGGACUAUGGAGACCCCCUUGGACAGGAACAUAGGGGACAGUAGUCAACCCUAUCAAAAUGAAGACUAUCUCACGAUCAUGAUUGCCAUUGUGGCAGGGGCCAUGGUGGUCAUAGUGGUGAUCUUUGUCACCGUCCUGGUUCGCUGUCGCCAUGCAUCUAGGUUCAAAGCGGCUCAGAGGAGCAAGCAAGGUGCUGAGUGGAUGUCUCCUAAUCAGGAGAACAAGCAGAACAAGAAAAAGAAAAGGAAGAAAAGGAAGUCACCUAAGAGUUCCCUUUUGAACUUUGUUACCAUCGAGGAGUCCAAACCUGAUGAUGCAGUCCAUGAACCUAUCAACGGGACCAUAAGCCUGCCAGCAGAGCUGGAGGAGCAAAGUAUAGGAAGAUUUGACUGGGGCCCAGCACCACCAACAACCUUCAAGCCCAACAGUCCUGACCUCGCCAAGCAUUACAAAUCUGCCUCUCCACAAUCUGCUUUUCAUCUCAAACCAGACACUCCAGUAUCAGUGAAAAAGCACCACGUGAUUCAGGAACUUCCUCUGGACAACACCUUUGUUGGGGGUUGUGACACCCUUUCGAAACGAUCUUCCACUAGUUCAGACCACUUCAGUGCCUCAGAGUGCAGCUCCCAAGGAGGUUUCAAGACAAAGGGCCCUUUACACACCAGACAGUGUAAUACACACAGCAAAGGUGACAGUAUUCCUGUCACUCCUCAGAAAUGUCCCAGCUCUGCGGGUUUCCACAUUCAGGAGAAUGAAGAAAGCCAUUAUGAGUCUCAGCGCCGUGUUACGUUUCACCUCCCUGAUGGUUCUCAAGAAAGCUGCAGUGACAGUGGUCUAGGAGACCAUGAGCCUGUGGGUAGUGGAACCCUGAUCUCACACCCUCUUCCUCUGGUUCAGCCACAGGACGAAUUCUACGACCAGGCCUCACCGGACAAGAGGACUGAAGCUGAUGGAAAUUCUGACCCCAAUUCUGAUGGGCCUUUGGGUCCCCGAGGAUUAGCUGAAGCUACAGAGAUGUGCACCCAAGAAUGUUUGGUGUUGGGUCAUUCCGAUAACUGCUGGAUGCCUCCUGGCCUGGGUCCCUACCAACAGCCCAAAUCUCCUCUCUCCACCUUUGCUCCUCAAAAGGAAUGGGUGAAGAAGGACAAACUGGUGAAUGGGCACACAUUGACCAGGACCUGGAAAGAAGAUAGCAACAGGAACCAGUUCAAUGACCGGAAGCAGUUUGGUCCCAAUGAAGCCCAUUUCAACAGUGGCAGCCACAUGAGUGACAUACCAUUGGCUAAUUUGAAGUCUUAUAAACAAGCAUCAGGAGCUGUUGAGAGUCCCAAGGAGCACCAACUAUAAGAAAUGGUUGCUUGGGACUGAAUGACUUUAGCCUAUGUAGACUUGCUAAUACUGCGUGUGUCAGAGCUUUACGUAUUCGGUAGAUCUCUAGAACUAUGCUUCUUAUAACAGGGAUGUGCACAUCUUUGCAUUAGCACUAUGAAAAGUAUGAUGUCAUGCAACUCAAGGGAGAAAAUACUUCUACUCCUGUGGUUUUGUUUACCAGAAUUGAGUAAACUCCACAGAUAUCUCUCUAUAGUGCAAAUAUCCCUUUGUGAGUUUUGUUUUUUGACUCUGGACUGCUGCUAUGAACAACAGAAGAUAUACUUGGAAAGUGAGAAAGGUCAAAGGAUUGCAAUGAUUGACAAGCAUAUCCAGUUAGAAAAUUGUACUCUUGUUGUCAUUAAUUUGUGCUGGGACCACUAUACUUGACAUCAUACUUCAAACAACUUAAAUGAUAAACUUAAACCUA